CCCACUCAUUCACACAUUUCUUGAAUACUAAGUCCUUCCCGCAUCCCGCAAUGUCGGCCGCCAGCACCGAGACCAGCGCCCCGCUGCCCACCGCCGGAAGCCGCGUCUUCUUCCAAGGUGCGCCCGGAGUUGGCUGCGUGGGGUCCGGCCCCAUCACCGGCACGGACGACCCGGUCCAGAAAAAACAGGGCAAAGUGACGGUCAAGUACGACAGGAAAGAGCUGCGGAAAAGACUCGUCCUGGAGGAGUGGAUCAUCGAGCAGCUCAGCGAGUUGUAUGACUGUGAGGAGGAAGAGAUGCCCGAGGUAGAGAUAGACAUAGAUGACCUGUUGGAGGUCAACAGUGACGACGAGAGAGCCAGCAAACUACAGGAAUCACUAAUAGACUGCUACAAACCAACAGAGGACUUUGUCCGUGAGUUGCUGGGCAGGAUAAGGGGAAUGAGGAAACUCAGUGCGCCGACUAAGAAGGGCCUAUAAUGGCUGUGAUGCCAACCAUCAAUCAACCAUAAACUACGUCAUCUCAGCUCCACCUACUUAACCCACUCAACAUGGACUGUCAUCACACAGAAUAACUUAUCUAAACAUUACAGCAUUAGUAACUAUUUUGCGCAACUUGCAAACAGACACCAUAAACUCCAUGCAUAUAGCACUAGCCAUUCAUUUCACAAUCACGUAGAAUAACAAGGUGUAUUAUAAUAUUUGACUGUUGAAAAGGUACAUAAGCAAAACAGAGCCAACAUGGUUAAAUAGCAUUCAGCCACAAUAAAAACGUCACGCCCCGGAACGUGCCAGAACUGCAACUGUGCUUUAACAUGAAUAAUACCACAUAAUGCCACAUUUCAGAGCCAUGUUACAAGCUGAUACUGUAAUCCCACAGCCAUACAGACUACAACACUGACAAAAGGGGAGGUGGUAAAAAAUAUGUUUGUACUACAGUAGGUGUGAAAUUAGCUGUAGCACUAUGUAAACACAGUGCUUCAUGAUUUUGUCAUUUUUUUACUGAGGUGUUUUGCUGUUACUUCUUUUUAAAGAAAAUGUACUGUAUGUUGCCAUUUAUUGUUCAUGUGAUUGAAAAUGUGGUCUUCAGCAGUUUUCGUUCUUGUCCUACUUUAAAGUCACCCUGCUUAUCCUUACUCUGUCAGUGCUUGCAAAUGUAAGGGAGCUCUCUGUAGUUUUAUUUUAAGCACAAGGCGUUAAUGCAUUAAUUCUGUCCUUGUGUGAUUUGUAAACUCUGGAAAGAGUGGGGAUAUUUUAGCAAGCAAGGCUAAAAUAAAAUAUUUUUGCUUUUUACCCACUUGUAUACUUUUCACCACAGCAAGGCAUGAUGGGUUUUGCAGUUCUUUAUAUGAGACUAUAAAACCUGUAUGAUUGGCAGCCUUUCACUUCUAAUGUCAUGCAGUGUUGUCCAUUACUCUCCCUCAUCAGGAAACAUAUCAGUUGGUCGUUUAGGUUUAAGCACAAAGCCCAUUUCUCACACUCUGGUUCACUUAACUCUGCUAACUUGCCUCUCUAAUAAGUGGUUGAAGUUGCCUUUAAGGACAUUCAGGAUCAGUUCACUUUUUUCUCAGCACUGAACCUUAAUUACUGACAACCGAAAAAGGAAAAUACGGUUCAUUUAGAACCUAAGGACAACUUGAAACUUUGACACUUAAACCUGUCAGGUCCUGUAAGGGAAGGUGUGCCAAAACUGGGAGUAUUACAUCUUAAAGGUCAUGGCAGCAUUAGUGUGACACAGCAUUUCCACAGAUUGUUUGUCAAGUUUGUGAAACAUCUUCCGAAUUUUAAGAUGUUUAAAACUUUUCCAGGAUGCAGAAAACAUGUUGUAUUUGCAUAAUCCUAGGUUUAAGAGGUGGAUUUAGUUAUAUAUUAUUGUUAAUGUGCACCGACACACUCAAAAACCUGUAAGCUCUGGUACAAUCAUGACUCUGUUAUGGGGUUGGGCCCAGUUUCACUUCCGAGCAGUCAAUCGUGUACCGACGGGAAUGGAGCAGACCUAAAUCUGCCAUAUGAUACACACCCUCAGCUGCCAAAGACAAAAGCAGGGCAAUGUUUGAGUUUAACAUAACACUUGCAAAGCACCCGUCUUGCAUGCUAACAACAGAGAGAAAAAACACUGAUAACAAAUAUAGAUAUUAUGAACUUAUAAUCAAGCAAAAAAUACUUUUUUGACUUAGCUACCAUGUCUGACUUUGUAGAACUUUUUGUGUUGAAACAACGUGACGGUCACGUUGGAGAGAAUCCAGGAAAAAUUUUAAAAAUGGUGCUGUUUUUGAUGUUCUUCCCAGGUUUUGGUUGUAUAAAAACACAUUUUCACUGUCGAUUGAUGCCAGAGAAAUGUGUCUGGAAGAAAUGUGUCUGUCUUUAUUGAUGCGGUGCAUAGCGUCUAAAGUGGCUUCCUCUUUUGCAUCUCCUUUCCUCAGCGUGGGCUGGGCUGGAUGGGUGUCACCGCACUCAGAUAGCGAUGGUUUAUUUGUUUAAAAAAAGAUUGUGUGUUUUCUGGGUCAGUGAAUUGGAAGGAAAAGUUGAAGAGGAAGCCAUUAUAGGAAACCGAGAUGCAUCCAGGACUCAUGUCGAGGUACUCCAUAGGAUUUUCUCUGUCAAGAAACAGUUCAGGGGCAAUAGGCUGAUAUUUUAUAAUUUAUGGGGUUUCAAGUGGAGAGUAUUUUGAAAGUGUCCAUACUAGAAAGCUUUACGUUUGCAUGUAUUUUUAAAGUCGCAUGUUGAGGGGAACAUUUUGUUGGCCCAAAGGUUUUUAAUUUCACAAAAUAAAACACUUUCCUUUUUUAUACCUUUAUUAUUAUUAAGAAUAAAAUAUUCAGUUUUUCAGCUGCAGUUUUGUUUUUCUGUACAUCCACAAUAAGCGUUCUUGUUUUUAAAAUGUAAUGUGGUGUGUGGUUUGUUUUUGCUGAUAAUAAAAAUGCAGAAGGACUCUGUACUGUUUAAACAGA
Centropristis striata (black sea bass) is the source of this 2950-nucleotide messenger RNA. RefSeq names its product protein phosphatase 1, regulatory (inhibitor) subunit 14C (gene ppp1r14c). Gene Ontology annotation, cellular component: cytoplasm. The record is from RefSeq and is a predicted model, not a curated record. Gene Ontology annotation, biological process: regulation of phosphorylation. The transcript is spliced from 4 exons. Gene Ontology annotation, molecular function: protein serine/threonine phosphatase inhibitor activity. The coding region runs from base 51 to 479 and encodes 142 amino acids. Lineage: Eukaryota; Metazoa; Chordata; Actinopteri; Perciformes; Serranidae.